This is a messenger RNA of Lachnellula hyalina, 1560 nucleotides long. It is a transcript of the gene NMD3, whose product is annotated as 60S ribosomal export protein. Lineage: Eukaryota; Fungi; Ascomycota; Leotiomycetes; Helotiales; Lachnaceae. The record is from RefSeq and is a predicted model, not a curated record. Bases 1 to 1560 code for a protein of 519 amino acids. The transcript is spliced from 2 exons. Gene Ontology annotation, cellular component: nucleus; cytoplasm. Gene Ontology annotation, biological process: ribosomal large subunit export from nucleus. Gene Ontology annotation, molecular function: ribosomal large subunit binding.
AUGUCUGCUAUGGACCUUGACGCUCCGGUGUCUAUUGCUCCUCAAAUAAGAGGCGAACAGACAAAUGCAACAAUUCUUUGCUGCAACUGUGGCGCUCCUAUCGAUGGCACGAUUUCAGCUGGUGCUCUCUGUUACGACUGCGUGAAGACGACUGUCGAUGUAUCCCAAGGCAUCCAACGCGAGGCCACCUUACAUUUCUGCAGAGAUUGCGACCGUUGGCUCUUGCCCCCCGGGAGUUGGAUUGUGGCGGCACGCGAAUCCAGAGAACUCCUCGCCCUCUGCCUAAAGAAACUACGAGGUCUACACAAAGUCAGGAUUAUUGACGCAAGCUUCAUUUGGACGGAGCCGCAUUCUCGGAGAGAAAAGGUCAAACUCACCAUCCAAGAUUCGGUAUCUGAAGGCGUCGUUCUGCAACAGUCUUUCGAGGUGGAAUAUGUCGUUGCCUACCAGCAAUGUCCCGACUGUGCGAAAUCCUACACUGCGAAUACUUGGAGAGCUUGCGUACAAGUCCGACAAAAGGUCCCUCAUAAGCGAACUUUCCUCUUCUUGGAACAACUCAUUCUCAAGCACAGCGCACACAAGGACACGAUCAAUAUCAAGGAGGUAAAAGAUGGGUUGGAUUUCUAUUACUCAGCACGAAACCAAGCCGAGAAGUUCGUCGACUUCUUGACUUCGGUUACACCAGUUCGAUCCAAGAAAUCCCAAGAACUCAUAUCCAUGGAUAUCCACACAUCUACGAGCUCCUACAAAUUUACAUUCUCGGUGGAAUUGGUACCGAUAUGCAAGGAUGAUUUGGUCGCGUUACCUAUAAAAUUGGCAAAGCAGACUGGCAACAUUCUCCCUCUUGGUCUUUGCUACAGAGUAGGAACCUCUGUAAACAUUCUCGACCCAAGCACUCUCCAAACAGCCGACAUCAGCACCCCCAUAUAUUGGCGUGCUCCCUUCCACUCUCUCGCAAACGUUACAGAACUUACUGAAUUCAUCAUCAUGGACAUUGAGCCCACCGGUGCAUCAAAAGGAAAAUGGUUACUCGCCGAAGCAACAGUAGCCCGCGCCUCAGAUCUCGGCUCAAAUGACAGGACCUAUUACACCCGAACCCAUCUCGGAAACGUCCUACACCCUGGUGACUCAGUGAUGGGCUAUAUGCUAACCGGCACGAACUUCAACAGCCCGCAGUUCGACGCCCUCGAAGAAUCCAACACGUACUCCUCGCAGAUUCCCGACGUAAUGCUCGUCAAGAAGUUCUAUGCACGCAAGAAGAAGUCCAAGAACCGUAACUGGCGCCUCAAGCGUAUGGCUAGGGAUGACGGGGACUUGUUACCGAAGAAGGCGGAUCAAGAGAAGAUGGAUAAGGAUUACGAGAUGUUUUUGAGGGAUGUAGAGGAAGAUACUGAGUUGAGGGCUACAAUGGCGUUGUAUAAAGCGCAACAACAGGCGAAGAAGGAAGCUGAUGAAAUGAGUGUGGUCGAGACGGAGGAUGGGGAGGACGAGACGCCCCAGAUUGAUAUGGAGGAGUUGCUGGAUGAGUUUGAUGAGCUUAAUGUCAAGGAUAACCUCUGA